Messenger RNA from Toxorhynchites rutilus septentrionalis, 842 nucleotides. RefSeq lists its product as uncharacterized. The transcript has 2 exons. NCBI's taxonomy places the organism in Eukaryota, Metazoa, Arthropoda, Insecta, Diptera, Culicidae. The record is from RefSeq and is a predicted model, not a curated record. Bases 11 to 739 code for a protein of 242 amino acids.
ACGGGAGCAUAUGGAAGUUAAAACGAAGAGAACAAACAUUUCUGACCGUGACUCCAACGGAAAGUGUCAUUUAUCGGCAAGAUAUCAUCGAAUCGUAACCAGCUUCAAGAUGUACUCCAAAGUCCGCGGAAGUUACUUUUUGACAGAAAUAAUCGUCCUCAUCUUUUUCGCGAGUUCCUGCAGUUGUUAUAGCAAUCUCACAGAAUUUACCAACGAAGUGCAUCAUCGAGACAAGCGUUUCGUCAGUUUUGUCGUUGGUGGAGGUGUUGCUAAAAUCGUUCUUGGUGGAGUUUUUCCGGUAUUCUUUCAUCACAAACUGAAACGUAGUUUGAAUGCGGCACUGAAUCUGCAGGCGAACUAUGCCAUCCCGGCGAGAAUUGUUUGGCCAGUUCCCGAGCAUGUGUUCAAGCAACGAUUGAGUGACGCCUAUGUGGACAACAGCCGACCGCAGCUGUAUAAUGUGCUGGAGAGAAUGAUCGAUAGCUGGGGCAGAAAUGGUAGGGCGUGUUUGCUGAGAACUAUUUGCGAGGUGGCCGAAACUCCACUGAGUCACAACGGAAUGUUCGGCGAGAUAUUGGAUGUGAUUUUCACCCCAACCGAAACGGACGUUAUGGAUAGCGAUUAUAAACUGGCCCGGAAGUAUGGCAUGCAUGGGGUUAAAUGCGCUGGUGUGUACAGUAAAUGUCUUCUUGGUCACGGCUUUUUGGAUGCGAUAUCAACUGUGAAUGUUAUGAGCUAAUUUGUUAAAUAUUAAACGAAUAAAUGUUGAUGAGAUUUUUCGCUAGAGUCAGGAAACGACUCUUGCUAUUGCACAAAUCUCGUGAUAGUGCUAGCUAAAUGGU